AUGAGCGAACCACGAGGAUCCAAUGGCACUCGCCCUCAGCCGGGUCAGAAGGAAUCGACCAAGACAAAGAAAAGACCAGAAAUGAAGGCAAAGACUCCGGUCAGCGAGUCCGCACGUGCCGUCGCCAAAAGCUACCUUGAGGCGCGGCCUCGGUUACUUCCGAAAGACUUGGGGGAAAUUAUGCGUCCUGAUCCAGCGGUCGAAUUUUCGAGAGAGAGCCCAGAGAUUGAAAGGGGGGCCAUGAAGCUGUAUGAUGCCUCCAAUGAGAAGGAGGAUUAUGAGAAUUUCAACCCGGACCUUAAUACGCCCGUGGUGAAAGAAUUCAAAGCACUAUGGAAAGUCUGCUUGCGCGUUUGGCGGAUUUCCCCUAUCGCUUUGAUGUCCCCGAUGUGUGGACUGAAAUACUUUCCUUUAGGGAGUGGCCGGAAGAGGGCAAACCAAGCUGUAUUCUCACCCGAAUUCAGCAAGCUGUUUGCGACACUUAUCACACAUCCUUGCUGGGAGCUUGAGCAUGAAGGAUUCGUCUUGGCCCUUCAAUACUUGGUCAAAUGUCGAGUGGAUAACCGCAAUCCUUGGCCACACAAAGAUGCAAAGGAACGCGAAUGUCCUGCUAUCGAUGCCCUUUUCAACAUGUUUGAUGGAUCUGGCUCUGGGGAUAGAAGUUUGCUUGAAAUGCAAAAGUCCGCGCGUCAGAGCAUUGUCGGUGGUGGUGUCUCGGUCUUUUCUGACUUCCUUGACUUCAUCGGCCAACAGGUGAAGAAAGAUGAUACCGAGCAAGAGAAGGCCUACCUUGACGUCCCUGCGUUGCCUGUCACUCUUGGAGAUAUUAAGGCGCUCACUGAUGCGGUGACAAACUUCAACUGGCCUGAUGAGACUUGGAGAUGUAGCCCGGGAGACGUAUACAGCGCUUCCAGAGCGGAGAGGACAACUGGGAAGACUGAAUUUCCAACUACCGGUGCCGAGUUGAAGGAGUACCUCGGCCGAAGUCUCAAGGAUGUCUUUCGGGAUAUUGAGACUUACAAGCAAGAUGCCAAUCCUGAGACCUGCUCUCCCGCCAACGAGGCGGAUCAUGGACAUGUAUUGGCUGGCGACGCAGAAGAUGUGAUUCCGCCCCCCGGUCCUGAUACGGCUGUCGAUGAAGAGAUGGGUAUCCCUGAAGAUAACCAGAACGUACCGCCUGAGUCAAAUCCUGUCCGCCCAGAACACAGAUAUCGGGCGCUAGUCGAUGGAGAGGAGUCGGAGGACGAACAAGCCGACCUAGCGAGAAAUCAAGCCAACAAAAGAACUGCCUCAAGGUCCCCACCUCACCCGCAGAGCAGACAACGUGGAUCUGGGUACGCUUGGGGCGAUAGGAAUUUCUCGGAAAUCCGCACUGAAUCGCCUUAUGAGCGAUUUGAACUCCCCAGACGACAGGUCCGAACCUCGUUACAGGAGGCAACUCCUCAUCCCUCAGCUUUUAUAUCAAGUCAAAUUCUCUCACCAACUACCGAUCCCAGACCUGAGAAGCGUAUCAAAGUCGUCAAGAACGGCCAGCAGUGCCUUGCGUCUCAUUUCAAGGGUGCCGGCCACGAUGAUAUUCAAGAGAUCAAGUCAACCCUGAGGCGAAUUGAGAACCAGACCACCCAGAUCCUCAACAAGGAACAGUCUCAACCGCAAGACACACAUCAACCAGUCGUGUAUCCUGUGAAUGAACGGCGGUAUAGUGCUGGUAGAACCCGUAUCGCAGAGGCGGCUCCAACUGUCUGCUGA
Molecule: messenger RNA, 1749 nt
Organism: Fusarium proliferatum ET1
Lineage: Eukaryota; Fungi; Ascomycota; Sordariomycetes; Hypocreales; Nectriaceae
Exons: 1
Coding region: 1-1749 (582 amino acids)
Source: RefSeq, a predicted model, not a curated record